AUGAACGAUCAAACAGCAGAUUUAUCUUCAAUUGAUUCAUUUCAUGUUGGUCGACGUCGUAAACCAAAUUUUACUGAUCAUGAAGUUUUGUAUAUAAUUGAUCAAUAUGAUAAUUAUAAAGAAUGUUUACAUUCUCGUGAAGCAUCCAAAAGUGUUAUAGCACAAAAACAAGCUAUAUGGAAACAAAUAACCGAUAAUCUCAAUACAAACUAUCCACAAGUUGAACGAACUGUUGAAGAUGUACGACGAAAAUGGAAAAAAUUACAAAGUGAAGCUAAACGUGAAUCAGCUGCUUAUCGUGCAGCACAACUAGCAGGUACAUCAACAUCAAUAUCAAAUAAACAAUUGAACGUAUAUAAUCGUAUUUUAAAUAUUUGUCGUGCACCAGUAACAUCUACAUCUCAUUUUCCUCCUAAUGCUACGCUAGCUGCUGCUUUACAACAUCAACAAUUAUUACAACAACAUCAUCAACAAAUACAACAGUCAAAUAUGAAUAAUAACAAUAAUAAUAAUCAUCAUGAUAUGUCAUUUAAUGAACAGUCAUCAGAUAAAGUUGAUUCUCCAUCAUCAGAUCUUGGUAAUGGUAUCAGUGUUCAAUUAGAUUCUCCAGGUGAUGAAAGUGCUAGUCUACUUGGUAAUGAAGAUAAUUCACCAAGUCCAAUAACAAAUUAUCAAUUAACAUCAAAUAUUCAAUCAUAUCAACCAGCACAUUUAUCAACAGUAGCAAUAUCAAACAAUGGUCAAAUAUCAAAACGUACAUUAGAUAAACGACGUAAAUUAUUAAAAUCAUCAGUAAAUCAACAAGUUAUUAAUAAUACAAGUAAAUCAUCAUAUGGACAACCACAGCAGCAGCAGCAGCUACAACAACAACAGCAACAAAAUUCACUUCGAUAUGAGUCAUUGAUCAAACGAAAACGGACACUUGAGUUAACAAGUCAAAGACUUGUUUACGAUAAGGAACGUUUAUUAAUCGAAAGAAAAAAUCUUGAUAUUAAAUUAGCUACGAAUGAAUGUGAAAAUGAACGUAUUGCUAUUGAAAAACGUCGUACAGAACUUGCAUUACAAAAACUUCAAUCUGACAUAUCAUUAUCAACAAAUGGUAACCAUAAUUUAUCUGAUCAAGAAGAUCAUGAAGACAAUAAUAGUCUAGAUGAUAUGAGUGAUAUUAACGAGUAG
Messenger RNA from Adineta steineri, 1176 nucleotides. NCBI's taxonomy places the organism in Eukaryota, Metazoa, Rotifera, Eurotatoria, Adinetida, Adinetidae. The record is from the annotation of a GenBank genome assembly.